Plasmodium vivax (malaria parasite P. vivax) is the source of this 1345-nucleotide messenger RNA. RefSeq lists its product as hypothetical. Lineage: Eukaryota; Apicomplexa; Aconoidasida; Haemosporida; Plasmodiidae. The coding region runs from base 1 to 615 and encodes 204 amino acids. The transcript is spliced from 2 exons. The record is from RefSeq and is a predicted model, not a curated record.
AUGGAAAGGGAAAAAUUGCUGUACGAAAAAAUAUACCCCGCGAUUAAUGCACACAGAUUUCACUUCAACCGAUUAUGCAGUGAAAAAAAUAUCAAAUCGAUUGUUGGCGAGAAGACAUUAAAAGAUAGCCACCAUGUGGUCAUACUUAGCAGUAACUUCCAGACGAAAAAAACAAAAGCAGAGGAUAACCAAGGGAGGGCAGACAUUCUCCACUUAUCAGAAAAAGGAAAAUUAUUCGUUUCUUUUAUUUUUCUGUGGAAAGAAAAAGAGUUGGAAGAGAGAGCUCACUGCUUAACGCAACUCUCCACAACUGCAGUUAUUCAAACUUUAGAUUUUUAUCAUAUCAAAUUUAACAUAAACGGAGCGGAAGGAGAACACCAAUCAGUCUACAUCGUGACGGACAUAGAAAUCGACGCAGAUUUGCUACGGCCUCCGAAUGCGCAAAAGGGGAAUAGCGAAUCUAGCACAACAAAGCACACACAGGGGGUAAGCUAUCCUGCCACUACCCCACCGAUGGUUGAAGGCGUUAUUGAAAAACUGAUAGAAAAAUUCUGCGCCCUUAUGAGUGAACUGCUCUCUGAUGGGUGCUCAACUGUGCUGGAGUGUGCACAAUGAUCAGAUGUAAGUCUACAUGGCGAAUAACAAGAGAAAGAAAAAAAGGGAAGGUUAGCAUUAACAUGUGGGGGUACGAGCUACGUGAUUGCCCGAACGGCAUAUAAAACGGGUCUUCUACCAUUUUGUUGUAUCCAAUUUGGUGAUGCCGCUAAAUGGGGGGUGACUAACCUGUGAGUUCCCUCGUGAACAGAACGGCAACGCUCUCCAGGACAGCCACGCCGAUCACCGCGGCGUUAAUGCAGAUGGAUCGGCUCGCCCAAUUGGGGUGACAUCCCUUUAUGGUGGGCUCGCCAGGGGGAAAACCAACACUCCUCCACGCAUGCGCAACUGCUCAAUUCGCGUGUGUGCCUUAGUUGCGUACCUACGCAGCGCGCUCUCGUCCUUCUAUCCCCUCCAUUCGUCUGCCACUUCUCUCACCAUUUUCGCAUUUUGGCGGCCCCCUCUGUCCGCUGCCCCUCACACAUGCGCCAACUGGCAUGAGAGUGAACAUCAGCAGGGAAAGCAAAGUGGCCGCUUUGUCACAUGGAUAAGCGGUCAUACUGAAAAGCAACACCUUUCUACCAAUUGGGGGACCUUAGCCAGCUUAUAAACUUCCAAAGGGGAUAAAGUGCGCAAAUAAGCUAAUACAGUAGCAACCACGGACACGCGUUCGCUUCGUUUUAUUUUUUCUGCCUGACUGGCAAACAUCACUUGCGCCACGUGAAUUUUACGCAACGAAGGUGAAGCUGUC